Corythoichthys intestinalis (scribbled pipefish) is the source of this 2683-nucleotide messenger RNA. It is a transcript of the gene lratd2b, whose product is annotated as LRAT domain containing 2b. The coding region runs from base 400 to 1236 and encodes 278 amino acids. The record is from RefSeq and is a predicted model, not a curated record. Lineage: Eukaryota; Metazoa; Chordata; Actinopteri; Syngnathiformes; Syngnathidae. The transcript is spliced from 2 exons.
GGUACUUUGGCCAUAGCUGUUCUGUUGCCAAACAAAGUGAGCUGAACCCCUACUUGAUGCAAAUGAAGCAACAAGGUGCACUGUGCCUUUAAAUCAUGACACCUCCCAGUAAUGGCUCAGUGCAGGCUGUCUGAGUUUGCUCUUAAAUCAACCCAGUGUCCCACGACGCACUGGAGAGGAGAGGAGCGGAGCGGCAUGGAGUACACUGCAAACACAAAAGAAGGAAACUAGAUGGAUACUUUUCCGCUGAACAUUACAGGCAGGUGCUGGUCAAGUGGAGGAUUUCCAAACCGGGACAUGGAUUACAGGCGCCACUUUAGAUCGAGUUGACGUGGUCGCGUGAAAAACAGGUGGAUCCCGUUUGUGCGCGCCACUUUGCGUCCACCUCCUUUCACCUUUAUGGGGAACCAGGUGGAGAAACUCACUCAUUUGAAUUACGACGAGGUGCCAACGUCGGAUCCAAAUGGCUUCGAGCCGGACGUCGAUGAAAGACCGCGCAUCGGCGUUUCUUACAUUUUCUCCAACGACGGUGGCGACGACGACGAAGAGGACGACGACAGUUCGGAGCGCUUCCCGCCGGAGAAGGACCUGGCAAAGGACGAGGAGAAGCGUUUCGAACCCGCAGACGAGCUGGGGUGUUCGGUUUAUUUCCGAGAGGAGUGCAUGUUCGAGAGGAAUACCGGAACCGACACCCACUCGGCUGAGAGUCUCCUCAACAAGUGCAGACCCGGAGACGUGGUGGAGUUCGUGGCCACUGGACAGUACCCGCACUGGGUCGUGUACGUGGGCGACUUUCAGGUGGUCCACUUGCAUCGGGCAGAGAUUAAAAACGGCUUCCUCACAGACGUGAGUCAAGGAAAGAGGGGCCGUAUAGUCAACGGUCUCUACCGGUUCCGCGCGCUCCAGCCGCAGGUGAUCGUGCGCAACGCCGUGGACCACGUAGGCUCCAGGGAUAGAGAACUCUACUGGAGGAACUCCGAGUGCUUUGCCGCCUGGUGCCGCUUUGGCAGGCGAGAAUUUAAAAUAGGAGGCGAGAUUAGGAUCGGAAAACAACCUUACCGCUUAAAGAUGCACUUUUCUGAUAAGAAGAGCCACGUCCUGGAGUUCCAAAGUUUGGAGGACGUGAUCAUGGAGAGGAGGAGGAGUGAUCAAAUCGGGAAAGAUGCUGUUGUGCAAGAACUGGCCAAUCACCUGAACGCAACACAGGAAUUUCAAGAGGACUCAUUAGGCAAAUGAGGCAGUGUUUAUUAUCCUUUUGCCCAUGAUUCUAUUGGUUUAAACACAAAUGUGCAAACAGGUGGAGUGACACUUGUUUGCAUUCGCUCCUCAUAAAAAAAAAAAAAAACAUGACUAUUAUUUUACUUAUGCAUACAGCUACACUUGCAAAAAAAGAGCCAGCAUUUAAUAACCCACAGUCCUAUUUUCUCACUUGUUGCCAAUGAUGAAUUUCUCCAAAAAUAAAAUCAAAAUAUUUUGUCAACUUGUGCCAUGCAACCUUUUGUUACUGUGUCUGUUUUUUAAAGUUUUAGAUCCAAAAAACAAAUGAGAUUCUAAACAUUUGCAAUAUGCGAAAUGAAUAAUGAAACCGUGCAAUAUUUUAUAAAAAAAAAAAAAAGACAAACUGUGAAAAAAUAGGCAAUGCAUACAAAGUCCAUCCAGUGUUGAAUAUAUACGAUAAAGAGUAUUUGCAAUCCAUCGACUUCAUAAUGUUUUAACAGGACGUGGGGCCGAUUCAUAGGAGGCCUAUCUCCGUCAAAGCUGAGCGAGUGGAAACAAAGAGCUUUUUCCGUUGAAAAUUCUUGUGAAUAAAUGCUUAAAUCCCUGAGUUCUUUAUAGAUAUGGACGUUAAAGAGUCUCGGUGCCUGGUUAAAAGCAAAAAAAAAACAAAAACGUGCAGGUAGCAUUUAUUUUACGUAAAUAUUGCAAACUAUGAGGCUAGUCAGUAAGGAAAUUAGUGGCCACCAUAUGUAAACAAAGAGCUUUUUCCGUUGAAAAUUCUUGUGAAUAAAUGCUUAAAUCCCUGAAUUCUAUAUAGAAAUGGACAUAAAAGAGUCAAUUCUAGGUUAAAAGCAAAAUACUGCAGGUAGCAUUUAUUUUACGUAAAUAUUAUAUAUUACGUAAGUAUGAUGUCAAUGCUGUUGUGGCUAAUUUCUCCCAUUGAUUUUUUUCACAACGUUUCAAAAUGCAUGCAUGGUAUGAAAAAUAUAAUAAUUACCUUGAAUCCUCGAACAAAUCGAUGAGACAAUCCGUCCUGUUUGUAUGUGGUGCAGCUUUCGUACUUUUUCAACCUAAAUCUGGCGUUGGAUCGCUGAAUGUGUUGACUAACUGCGACCGACCGCGAAUAAAUGAAGCGGUAGGAUGGCCCCUUACUUGAAGGCGUUGCGCAGCGGAUGUGACCCGUCAAUACAAUUAUGAAGUCUAUGUGCAAGUUCAACUUAAAAUAUAAUUGUGUGGAAACAGUUUGACACAAAAUAUUGGAUUAAUAUGUGACUGCACUUAUUUUUCUUAAUAAUUGUCGACCUGAUUCUUCUAUCAAAUCACAGUAUAAAGCUUUAACUACUUUUUGGCCACUCUGCCAACACUGUUUGCAGCCAAUACUCAGCACUUUCCUUGACUUGUGUCUCUUUUGAAACUAAAGACCUUUGUAUGAAGAAACCUGGAAAUAAAUAUAUAUUGAUCUAUA